Messenger RNA from Diprion similis, 1608 nucleotides. It is a transcript of the gene cpx, whose product is annotated as DDRGK domain-containing protein 1. Lineage: Eukaryota; Metazoa; Arthropoda; Insecta; Hymenoptera; Diprionidae. The record is from RefSeq and is a predicted model, not a curated record. The coding region runs from base 105 to 1052 and encodes 315 amino acids. The transcript is spliced from 3 exons.
ACACAGACGACACACGUCAGCGGAUGACGUCGGUCUUGUUUCAGCCAUUUGCCGUCACCUGAUACCACGACAGUCGACUACGAUAGUCAAAGAAUGAACUUCAGAUGCAAAUUAAACCCGUUUUUAACGGACGUUCUUUCGAUUCUACCGACCAGUUGACUAGUGACAACAACAAUCAUGGACGUUCUCCUGCUAGUGACUGUUGUGACGGGACUAGUCGUAUUAUUAAUUGUUCUGGCAUUAUUUUCCAGGAAAAAGACACACCUGAAGCAAAUGUCAGAGGUCGAGGAGCUCAGGCGCACGGGCAACAACCGAGGCGUGCGGCGGGAGUCAGAAAUGCGAGGCAAAGAAUGCGGGGCAAUGCUGCGGCCGAAGCUAGAAGAGGAAACGAAUCAGAUCACAGUAAUGAUGCGAACGAUGAGAAUGAGGAUGGGGACAUAGAUUUGGCAGACAGCAAACUAGGGGCUAAAAAGAGGGCUAAGCUGGAAGCUAAGGCUGAGAAAAAGCUACAAAGGGAAGCCGCAGAGCGAGAGAGAGAAGAAAGGAGAAAGAGAGAUCAACUGCUGCAGGAAGAGAGGGAUAAACAGAGCGAAAAAGAGCGGAUGGAAGAGGCUAAACUGGAGGAGGCUGAGAAGAAAGCUAGGGAAGAAAAGGAGAGAAAAGAGUACGAGGAGUACAUAAAAAUGAAGGAGGCCUUCAGCGUUGAAGAGGAGGGCUAUGAGGAUGGGGAAAAUACAGAAGAAGAGAAUCUGUUGACUAAAUUUAUAGAUUAUAUAAAAGUGAAUAAAGUUGUUGUCCUUGAGGACUUGGCAGCACACUUUAGAAUGAAAACUGUCAGUGUUAUUGAGAGAAUACAGAGUUUACAGGCUGAUGGUAAUCUUACUGGAGUCGUUGAUGACCGAGGGAAGUUUAUUUACAUUUCAACAGGAGAACUCGAGGCUGUUGCGAAAUUCAUCAGGCAGAGGGGCCGUGUUAGCAUCACAGAAUUAGCAGAGAAUUCUAAUAUAUUGAUUAAUUUAAAUCCAUCGAAGACAAACUCUGUUAGCGCAUAAAAUUCGAGUGACAGAUUCUUUGACAAUAAUGUAUUUGAAUGUUUCUUGUAUAAAUUAUUGUAAGAUAGUACUUUAUAUUUUCAAAUGUUUAUCAUUCUUUGAGGUCAUGAGAAAAACAAUUGAUCCCUCCAUUAUUAUACCUGGAUCAUGUAUUUCUAUGAGUUGCGAUUGAAAGACCAGUUAAGAACUUAUUUCCAACAAGACAGCACGUCCAGAAAUAUCAUUGAUUCGAAAAUUGGGUUUUGAAACAACCUUUACUCCAAUUUACAUUGUGAACAAAGUAUCAAACUCUCGAUCAAAAUUCAUAUAUACGUAAGCCAGUAAGUAAAUUGGUUCGGAAUUUGGAAUCAGUCAAAACCACUUUUGUUAAUACAACACAAACUGUUAAAGUGAAGGGAAACUACGAGUUGAACUUGCCGUAUCCAUUUUUUCAUUAUGCGAUAUUAAUGAACAAGUCUUUACAAAAGUACAUUAAUAAAUGUAUAUAAUAAUGAAACAAAUGUAUUUCCUAACGAGUGCUCUCGAACCAUAUCUUUGCUGAAUAAAAACAUACAAA